AUGAGUGGAGGUGUGUUCGCAAAAAAAAUAAAUAAAAUAGUGAUAGGCUCGUGUCGGUGCGGAGACUGAGCAGACACACGUCCGAGGAGAGAGACGGGGCCAGCGGCGGAAAGGGAGGACACACACAGCGUCGACUGUCGUCUCCCGGUUAACUCCCGGUGACUCUCUCCCUCCGAGGUGGGUCUCACCCGAAAACAUUCGUCAUCCUACAAUGGGCCGGGGGAGUUCGGAACGACUCGUGGAAUCCGCUCGCGGUCGUUCGGAGAGCCGAGGGUAGGACCGCGACCAACGCCGCGAAUCAAUGAGGGCUUCUCGUCCGCGUUUGUCCUGCGCUUCUCGGCCCCGGUGUCUGGCAGCCAGCCGCGCACAGUGCGCAAAGGCGCUCCGAGUCGAGGACAGUGGCCUCCGACGAGCCGUGUGAAUGUUGUGGUUCCUCCCUCGUCGAACAUCGUGGCGGUGAAUCGAUUCCUCCACAGUUCCGCCGCGCGGAUGGAGUGAGUUGUGCAAAAAAAAAAAAAAAGAAAAAAAAAAAGGGGGCCGCGGGGACAGACCACAGCUCGGUUGCGUGUGAUGGUAGGAGACACAAUGACGCUCUUGUCUCUUCUGGGUCGGAUCAUGCGCUAUUUUCUCCUCAGGCCGGAGACGUUGUUCCUGCUCUGCAUCAGCCUGGCGCUGUGGAGCUACUUCUUCCACACGGACGAGGUGAAGACCAUCGUCAAGUCCAGCCGGGACGCCGUGAAGAUGGUGAAGGGGAAAGUGGCGGAGAUGAUGCAGAACGACCGGCUGGGAGGCCUCAGCGUCCUGGACGCGGAGUUCUCCAAGACCUGGGAGUUCAAGAACAACAACGUGGCCGUGUACUCCAUCCAGGGGAGGAGAGACCACAUGGAGGACCGCUUCGAGGUGCUCACCGACAUCGCCAACAAGAGCCACCCGUCCAUCUUCGGGAUAUUUGACGGUCACGGCGGAGAGGCUGCAGCCGACUAUGUGAAGGCCCACCUGCCCGAGUCGCUGAGGCAGCAGCUGCAGGCCUUCGAGAGAGAGAAGAGGGAGAGCGCCCUGUCGUACAGCAGCAUCCUCGAGCAGCGCAUCCUGGCCGUGGAUCGUGAGAUACUCGACAAGCUCUCUGUCAACCACGACGAAGCAGGUACGACAUGUCUCGUAGCGCUGCUGUCAGACCGAGAGCUCACAGUGGCCAACGUCGGAGACUCUCGUGGUGUGUUGUGUGACAAAGACGGCAACGCCGUUGCACUGUCACAUGAUCACAAACCAUAUCAGCUCAAAGAACGCAAGAGGAUCAAGAGGGCUGGAGGUUUCAUCAGUUUUAACGGCUCCUGGAGAGUGCAGGGAAUCCUGGCAAUGUCCCGCUCCCUGGGAGACUACCCGCUGAAAAACCUCAACGUAGUCAUCCCCGAACCGGAUAUCAUGACCUUUGACCUCGACAAACUGCAGCCAGAGUUCAUGAUCCUGGCUUCCGACGGCCUGUGGGACGCCUUCAGCAACGAGGAGGCCGUUCGGUUUGUCCGCGAGCGCCUGGACGAGCCUCACUUCGGCGCCAAGAGCAUCGUUCUCCAGUCCUUCUACCGCGGCUGCCCCGACAACAUUACCGUAAUGGUGGUUAAAUUUAAAAGUGGAGCUGGGGGGAGCAGCAAGGCGGGGGACUAGGUCUCGCGUUUUAGAGCUCGAAUUAUGAUCAAUGCUUUCUGUGAUAUUAUUUUUCCCCCCCAUCUUCUGGGUGGAGCUGCAAUAUCACAGGAGGACUGAGGACUGAUAGUAGGAGAACUGGACUUUGGACAAGUGCACACAUACAUGCUUACACCUGUAAAGAUUAGGUCUUGUUUCCUUUCUAGGUUUCUGAUUGAGAUUAGGGCAUGUAAAUACAAUAUAGACCCAAUAACCAUCAGCCAACUUAAUGAUAAAUGCUUUCAAAAAUAGAAGUGCUCCAACAGAGGAGAUGCAUAAGCGCAGGACAAACAGACACUAAACCAGCACACUUAAAGACUGUGAGUGAUUUCCUGCUGUUCCACAUGGAGGCUUCUACAGAGGAGGCGUCAACUAGUGCCUAAGAGUUAGUGUGCAACUACGGGAGGCGGCUGAAAAUGCAUUUGCAAAAAACACACUGCUUGCUGCAUUUUGCUCUCACAUAAUAUAUGUAAUGUGCCACAAUGUUGACCUGGGGGGAAAAAAAAAGACUCCAGUGGAUGCAAACCUUAAUUUGAGAGGUGGCUGUUAAUCGUUUGUAGUUGCAUCCUUGAGCUGCGUUCAGCGUCACUUUCACGCUGGUUGCAAUGGCUUCUUAAAACCAGCAGUCGUCGCAGUUGAACAUUUAAAAAGCCUUAGAAAUAACUUUGGUAUUCCAUCUUAAAAUGUAAUGUACUCCAUUACUGUUUUAAGAUGGAAUAAGGUAUUAGAUUGUAUUGGGAAAAUGUAAUGAACCCUCCACAUGCUCGGUAUGUUUGUCCAUUUUUUUUUUUGCAAAGUAAGCACAACUUCUGUAAUAUUAGUAUUACAUCUGUUUGUGCGCAUCUGGAUAGUUGGUUGUCAUAAAUGUGGAUGUACGGUUCACAAUAAUUUGAUGAAAUGCUUCAUGACCAUCAUCAAUACUGUCACAGCCACCCAAGUCCUUGAAGGCUGAAACUGCAAAUUUUAAAUUUCAAUGUAUUUGAUUUUUAUUUACAACAGCCACCGUUCGAACCUGCAGGAGGCCAGUGGUAUGUAAAUGCAAGAUUUUUAGUUUAAUGCCACUCGUGCACACAAACACAGAGUUCAGAAGAAAUAAAAGCAAAUUAUUUUUUUUGAAUGGAGAAUUCUUAUUACAUAUCAGCCAAUGUAAAUACUGUACAUCCUCAGUAAUACAAGAGGGUUUUAAUGUAUAUAGAACCUUAUUUAGUUCCUGACCCUCACCUCUUGAUGAAGCAAUUUCAUGGAGAUAACGUGAGCUGUGAGUGAAGUUAUUCUACACCAUCUGUAUCGGGGCAUGUGCUUUGGCGCGUCCAUGCUCUUGAACAAAGUACAGUGUGUAUGCAUCCAUGGACACUGGUGGCUUACCUCUGACCUGGGGAGCACACGAAGCUGGAGACUUCCAUGCCUCUGCUGCCACGAGAAAGCAACUAAAAGACAACACAUUAUCGACUGUACAUGCAGCUGCAACUGGAAUGCUAGAGCUAGAAAUAUGAUAUGCUUUUGACGGAAUGAAGGCAGUGUAAUUUACAGCUACAUGAUGUCAAGGACAGUUACCAUGAACUAUGAUUGAUUUACUACUACGUUCGGUUUUUACUGCUGUAUACUAUGACCUUCACAUCACCUGAAGGAAGCUUUUUUAAAUUUUAUUUAACAGUUUAACUUAUGCCUUAUUUAUUGUCGUGUCCAAAUCAGCAUUCUGUAAAUGCAUUUUUUUUCUUUUGUCCUGUAUAUGAGCUGAUGUUGACAAUAAGACGGAUAACCGUCAUCACGUUACUUUGACAUGUGAUUUACACAGGUAGAAAGUGUAAAGUGUUAUGCCUUUCUGUAUGAAAAUGAUCAGUAUUAAACAAACUCUUCAACCUGAAA
Molecule: messenger RNA, 3546 nt
Organism: Scophthalmus maximus (turbot)
Lineage: Eukaryota; Metazoa; Chordata; Actinopteri; Pleuronectiformes; Scophthalmidae
Gene: ppm1la
Product: protein phosphatase, Mg2+/Mn2+ dependent, 1La
Exons: 4
Coding region: 571-1662 (363 amino acids)
Biological process (GO): protein dephosphorylation
Molecular function (GO): cation binding; protein serine/threonine phosphatase activity
Source: RefSeq, a predicted model, not a curated record